CUCCUGCAAUUGAGAUCUACUCUCAUAGCGGCUGGGAGGCAGUCGGGGGCUUGUGACUUGGCUGCUUGGGAGAAGUUUGGAAAAGGGGGAAAACGACAAGCCGCAGACGUGUGCACUUUCAGAUUUCAAGUGAACGUCACCCCACAGUGGAUUUCUGUCCUAAUUUGUUUACUUCUAAUAUUUAAAAAUGUUCAGUAUCCCCUUUACGCGGGUGCUGGUGGUGCUUUGUAUCGGCAGCGCUGUGAACUGUAUGCCGAAGGGGACAGGGAAAACCAGGCGGCAGGUUGCCAAUAUACCUUCUGCAUCGUCGGUGUCUCAAGACGGAUGCAUGGAGAAUGGGCAGUUCUAUGAGCUUAAUGACCAGUGGGAGCGGUCCUAUCUGGGCAAUAUGUUGAUCUGCACUUGUCACGGUGUGGCAGGAAUCAAGUGUAAAUCGAAACCCGAAGCUGUGGAAACCUGCUAUGACAAGAUCAAUGGCCAGUCAUACAUGGUGGGUGAGACCUACGAGAGACCCAAGGAUGGGAUGAUCUGGGACUGUACGUGCAUUGGCUCUGGCAGAGGGAAGAUCAGCUGCACCAUUGCAAACCGCUGUCAUGAGGGAGGCCAGUCCUAUAAGAUAGGAGACACCUGGAGGAGGCCUCAUGAGACAGGCAACUAUAUGCUGGAGUGUGUCUGUCUGGGAAACGGCAAGGGGGAGUGGACCUGCAAACCUGUCGCGGAGCGUUGCUAUGACAACACGGCGGGGACCUCCUAUGUCGUUGGAGAGACAUGGGAGAAGCCGUACCAGGGCUGGAUGAUGGUGGACUGCACCUGCUUAGGCGAAGGCAGUGGGCGCAUCACCUGCACCUCCAGAAACCGCUGUAAUGACCAGGACAUGUUGGCGUCCUACCGUAUUGGAGACAGCUGGACCAAAACUGAUGACCGGGGGCAUAUGCUACAGUGUCUGUGUACUGGGAACGGACGAGGGGAGUGGAAGUGUGAGAGACAUGCCUCGCUCCACACCACGGGUCUGGGCACCGGCUCACGUGUGGUCACCAACAUCCAACCAGCGGUGUUCCGGCCAGAGGGUCUCCCAGAGCUGGCCCAGGAGGGAGCUUGUCCGACGGACACAGGGGCAGCCUACUCCCUGGGCAUGCGCUGGAUCAGGAGCCAAGGCAGCAAGCAGAUGCUGUGUACUUGCCUGGGCAACGGGGUCAGCUGUAAAGAGUGGGAGGGCCCAUCCCCAGUGUACGGAGGGAACUCUGACGGCCAGCCCUGCGUGUUCCCCUUCGUGCACAAGGGAAAGACCCACUACUCUUGCGCGCCCGACGGGCCUCAAGGGCAGCUGUGGUGUUCCACCUCCUCCAACUACGACGCCGACGAGAAGUACUCCUUCUGUACAGAGAAGAACGUCAUGGUGACAACCAGAGGUGGGAACUCCAACGGUGCCCUGUGCCAGUUCCCCUUCCUGUAUAACGGUCACAACUACACAGACUGUACCGCCGAUGGACGCCGCGAUGGCAUGAUGUGGUGUGGAACCACCUACAACUAUGAUGGGGAGCAGCGUUUUGGCUUCUGCCCCAUGGCUGCACAUGAAGAGGUUUGCACAACCAGCGAAGGGGUGAUGUACCGUGUGGGUGACCAGUGGGACAAACGCCAUGACGUCCUGGAUCACAUGAUGCGAUGCACCUGUGUCGGGAAUGGUCGAGGGGAAUGGAGCUGCCUGGCCUACUCUCAGCUCAAAGACCAGUGUAUUGUAGACAGCUUGACCUACGAGGUGAACCAACCCUUCACCAAGCUCCACGAGGAGGGAUAUCUGAUGAACUGCACCUGCUUUGGACAGGGUCGUGGGCGUUGGAAGUGCGACGCCAUUGAUCAGUGCCAGGAGCCGGAGACUAGAACUUUCUACCAGAUCGGCCAAUCCUGGGACAAGCUUAUCCAUGGCAUCCUCUACAAGUGCUAUUGCUACGGCAACGGGAUCGGAGAGCUGAGUUGCGAGCCGCAGCAGUCUUACCCAGGUGGUAACCGCCCUGUCCAGGUGAUCAUCACAGAGUCUGGCAACCAGCCCAACUCCCACCCCAUCCAAUGGAAUGCCCCUCAGUCCGCCCACAUCACCCAGUAUGUCCUCAAAUGGCGACAGAAGGGCACCAGUAGUCCGUGGCGUGAGGUGAACAUCCCCGGGCAUCUCAACUCCCACACUAUCUCUGGCCUGAGGCCUGGCAUCACCUACGAGGGUCAGCUGAUAAGCGUGCUGCGUUUCGGGCGCCGUGAGGUCACACGCUUUGACUUCACCACCAACUACGGCUCCUUGGCCACAUCAGAAGGAGAGACCACCCAGCUCCCUCCGAUGGUGGACACCUCUGAGUCUGUGACAGAGAUCACCUCCAGCAGCUUUGUCAUUUCCUGGGUGUCGGCAUCCGACACCGUGUCUGGCUUCAGGGUGGAGUAUGAGCUCAGUGAGGAGGGCGGCCAGCCCACCGUCCUCGAUCUGCCCCACACGGCCACGUCUGUCAACAUCAACGAGCUGCUGCCGGGGAGGAAGUACACGGUCAACGUUUACGAGGUCACACCUGCCGGAGAGCCCAACCUCAUCCUCACUACCUCGCAGACCACUGCUCCUGAUGCCCCCUCUGACCACGAGGUGGAGGAUGUGGGAGAGAGCUCCAUCAUAAUCAGCUGGGACAAGCCCCUGGCCCCCAUCACUGGCUACCGUGUGGUAUACACCCCAUCAGUAGAAGGCAGCAGUACAGAGCUGACCUUGCCCGACACUGCAACCUCUGUGACCCUGAGUGACCUUCGACCAGGGCUGCUCUACAACAUCAGCAUCUUUGCUGUAGAGGACAGUCUAGAGAGCGAGCCUAUCUUCGUACAGGUCAACACAGCUGGAGACCCACUUCCAGAGGAGGUGAAUUCCCCUACAGACCUGCAGUUCUUCGAGGUGACCGAUGACAAGAUCACUUUGACCUGGACUGGACCCGCUGCUGAGGUGUCUGGCUACCGCGUCACUGUGGCCCCUGUGGGUGAGGAUGGGAAACCCCAGAGAGAGAUGGACUUGCCUACCACUCACAACGGCUACGCUGAGGUGAACCACCUGCAGCCUGGGACGGUCUACCGGUUCGCCAUCUACACCCUGAAGGGUUCGCAGGCCAGCCAGCCACUGGUGGGGGAGCAGGCUACCAAGCCGGACUCCCCAGGCAACGUCCACUUCAGUAACGUGACCGAGGACAGUGCUGUGAUGGUGUGGUCCGCUCCCAGGGCCAAGGUGACGGGUUACCGUCUCUUCCUGACUGUGGAGGGCUCCAACCCCAAGCAGCUCCGCCUGCCCUUCAGGCUGACCCAGUACACCCUGCUCAACCUGCGCCCCGACAGCCUGUACACCGCCACACUGCACACCGAGCAGGGCAACAGCCUCAGCGAGGGCGCCUUCGCCACAUUCUCCACCGCCCCACCCAUGGGCAACGCCCCUCGGUUCAACACGGACGUGACGGACAGCUCCAUCAUCAUCACCUGGAGCCCCGUACCCCGCAUUGGAUACAAGUUGACAGUGAGGCCCAGUCAGGGUGGAGAGGCACCCAGGGAUGUGACCUCCAGCUCGGGCAGUAUUUACAUCUCUGGCUUGACGCCCGGCGUGGAGUACACCUACAGCGUCCAGCCAAUGUUCGACGGCGAGGAGCAGGGCAACCCUGUGACACGCCGAGUUGUCACAUCUUUGUCACCGCCCACUGACCUGAACCUAGAGUCCCACCCGGACACAGGAGAGCUCCACGUCCAAUGGAACGGAGCGUCAACUCCAGACAUCACCGGCUACAGAGUGACAUGCAACCCGACCAAUGGGCAGCGCGGGAACUCAGUGGAGGAGUUUGUGAAGGCGGACCAGAACUCGUGUACCCUGGAGAACCUGAGUCCGGGCGUGGAGUACAAUGUCAGCGUGUUCACCGUCAAAGACAGCAUGGAGAGUGUGCCAGUCUCUACCACCAUCACCCAAGACGUGCCUCAGCUAACUGACCUCAGCUUCGUGGACGUCACCGACACCACCAUCGGCCUGCGCUGGAGCCCGCUCAACUACACCGCCGUCACUGGCUACAGGAUCACAGUGGUGGCGGCGGGCGAUAGUGUGCCCAUGUUCGAGGACAGGGUGGAGCCCACGUCGGGCUACUACACCAUCUACGGCCUAGAGCCCGGCAUCGGCUAUGACAUCAGCGUCAUCACCUUGACAGAGAGUGGCGAGAGCGAGCCCACCACCCUCACUCAGCAGACUGCUGUCCCAGCCCCAACAGACCUGCUGUUUGGAGAGGUGGGUCCAAACACCCUGCAGAUUAGCUGGUCCAAGCCCGCUGCCCCUAACCCCGCCCAUAUCGAUGCCUACCUGGUCAGGUACCACCCCAUCGACGAGGACGAUGACACCACUGAGAGCAGUGUGGGAGGCAACGCCAACAGUGUGGUCCUGAGGAACCUGAUACCCAACACAGAGUACCUGGUGAGCGUGGUGUGUGUGUACGAGCAGCGCGAGAGCUCCCCGCUCGUGGGAAAUCAGAAAACAGCUCUGGACUCUCCCUCUGGCCUGCGCUUCUCCGAGAUCCUGACCACCUCCUUCACCGUGCACUGGCACCCUCCAGAGGGCGCCAUCACGGGCUACCGCCUGCGCUAUCAGAUGUCCAGCGGGGGCCGGGCUAAGGACGAAAGGCUGCCCCCCUCCAGGAACCACUUCACCCUGACCGGCCUGACCCCCGAGACAGAGUACCAGGUCAGCAUCUAUGCUGUCAGCGCACGCCUGGAGAGCAAGCCCCUCACCGGAGAGCAGAAAACCAUUUCUGAUGCCCCUACAGACCUGGAGGUGGUCUCCUCCUCCCCCACCUCCAUCACCAUCCGCUGGGACGCCCCCUCUGUCACCGUCCGGUAUUACAGGAUCACCCAUGGAGAGUCUGGAGGCAACAGCCCCACUAAGGAGUUCACGAUCCCUGGCUCCCAGUCCACCGCGACCAUACAGAGCCUCCGGCCUGGGACUGAGUACACCGUCACUGUGUACGCCGUCACCGGCAGAGGAGACAGUCCCGCCUCCAGCACCCCCAUCUACGUCACACACAAGACAGACAUUGAAUCUCCGUCUGAGAUGGAGGUGACGGAUGUGAAGGACAGCUCCAUCACAGUGCGCUGGAGCCCAGCCCAGGGGCCCAUCCAGGGCUACAGGGUGACCGGCGUCCCCCGCAACGGACAGGGCCCCUCCUUCACUGAGGUGGUCGCCCCAGACCAGACAGAGAUGACGUUCUCAGGGCUGAUGCCAACGGUGGAGUACAUCCUGAGUGUGUACGCUCUGGGACAGGACGGAGAGAGCCCACCCCUGGUCGAGACCGUAGUCACCAUGGUGGACCGUCCCAAGGACCUGACCUUCUCCGAUGUUGACUCCACCUCCAUGCGCAUCGUGUGGGACAGCCCUGACGGCGCGGUGACCUCCUACCGCGUCCUGUACUCCAGCUCCGAGGAGGGCGAGAGAGAGCUGCGCCCCGCUCCCCGCGGAGAUGCCGAGUCAGCAGAGAUCCACGGCCUGCGUCCUGGAAGCGAAUACACGGUGAAGGUCAUCGCCCUUCAUGACCGCACAGCCAGCCCCGCCUUGGUGGGGACACAGGCCACAGCGAUCCCUGCUCCCACAAACCUGCAGUUCUCUCAGGUUGGCCCCACCUCCUUCAGUAUCACCUGGACCACGCCCACCGCCAGGCUGACGGGAUACCGUGUGGUCGUCAACCCCAAGAGCAAGACCGGGCCCACCAAGGAGAUCAAUGUGGCACCCGACACUGCCCAGGUCUACAUCCCCGGACUCAUGGUUGCAACUACCUAUGAGGUGCAGGUCUAUGCUCUGAAGAACUCUCUGACCAGCCGACCUGUCCAAGGGGAAGUCACCACAUUGGACACCAUCAGCCCUCCUCGUCGUGUGCGUAUCUCAGACGUGAAGGACUCCUCCAUCACCCUAACCUGGCGCUCCAAGACUGAGACCAUCUCUGGCUUCCUGGUUGAGGCCACGCCCACCACCGGCAGCAUGACCCCCAUCCAUAGGACCAUCGCCCCAGAUUCACGAUCUUACAGCUUCACAGGUUUGCAGCCUGGCACUACCUACAAGAUCAACAUCUACACUCUGAAUGGCAACGGGCGCAGUUCCCCCUUCACCCUCACUGCCACCACAGCCAAGCCGGUGGUGGUCCCUCCCACCAACAUCCGCUUCACCUCGCUGACGCCCAGCAGCGUGUCGUUCACCUGGGAGCCGUCCAGGAGCCCCGGGGUCAGCGGCUACUACGUCACCUACGAGGAGGCUGGCGGCGUUCCCCGGGAGCUCACCCCCCGCCCCCACUCCUCUCGCAGCUACGCCACCAUCACGGGUCUGAAACCAGGGACUGAGUACAUCAUCAAGAUCGUGGCCCUGCAGAAUGCCCUGAGGAGCACAUCUCUCGUGGGCAAGGCUAGAACUCAGCCUGAAUCUCAGCUGCUGAUGCCACAGCUGCCCAUGCCAAACAAACCCACCUCUGACAUCCUGGAUGUACCCGAGGAUGCCUUCAACGACAAGUUGAACAACUUCCGCGACAACAACCACGUGCAGCUGGUCGGUACAGGCGGCCAGGACGGUCUGGGCCAGCAGGGCCAACACAUCUACACAGAGUACCAGAAUCUGGGCCCUAACGGGGGCAGAGACUCCCAGCGCCCCCACCUCCGUGAGCCCUUGAUCUACGUGCCUGUGCCAGGCCCGGACGGCCAGAGAGUGCCCCUGGUCCGCGUCAGCGAGGGACCCCUGCCCGGCCUGCCGUUCGGUUUCCCUGACAACGAGACUGGCAUGACGCAGGAGGCACAGACCCACACCACCAUCGCCUGGCAACCUGUUCCACACAGCACUGAGUACCUGGUGUCAUGCAAUCCCAUCACCCACCUGGAGGAGAAGAGCUUCCAGAUGCAUCUGCCUGGCACGUCCACCAGCGCCACCCUGGUGGGCCUGACCUCCGGAGCGUCCUACAACGUGAUCGUGGAGGCCGCCAGGGGCUCGCACAAGGAGAAGAUCCUGGAGGAGGUGGUUACCGUCGGCAACGCUGUUCCCGGUGAUGUGCUCUCCAACAGGGACGUGUGCUACGACACCUUCACUGCCACCUACCAUGAGGUGGGCUCAGAGUGGGAGCGCAUGUCUGACACAGGCUUUAAACUCUGGUGCAGGUGUCUGGGGCUGGGCAGCGGCCAUUUCAGGUGUGAUUCAUCCAAAUGGUGCCAUGACAAUGGAAACAACUACCGCAUCGGGGAGAAGUGGGACCGCCAUGCUGAGAACGGUCACAUGAUGAGCUGCACCUGCCUGGGCAACGGCAAGGGAGAGUUCAAGUGUGAACCACAUGAAUCUACUUGUUACGACAAUGGAAAGAUGUACCAGGUGGGCAACCAGUGGCAGAAGGAAUACCUGGGAGCCAUCUGUACCUGCACCUGCUAUGGAGGCCAACAGGGCUGGCGCUGUGAGAACUGCCUGAGGCCAGGAGGCCAGACGGAGGUGGACGUGGACCUCCUCCAGCCCGUCCACUCCGACGCCUUCAACCGCUACAGGGAGAACGCCCUGCGCAAACUGAACAUCCAGUGCCCCAUCGAGUGUCUGAGACCGGAGCUGCUAGCAGAUGCCCAGAGCCCCACAGAGUAGAGGGGAGAGGAGAGGCGACACGGCCAGGAGAGAAGACUCCUCCUGGGGAUAUGACUUACCACUUGUCAGCCCCCCCUACCCUGCCACAUCCUGUGCAUACACUUAUUAGUGCUCCAACUAUGGCUGACCCUCCAUAGUCUCAGCUAGCCUCCUCUUCAUGUCUCCUUUUAAAUCAGUAACAGUGCUGGUGUAUAAGACGUUUAAUACGUCUCCACAGUGCUGCUUUAGCCCACCAUGUCUCUGCUGAAAGAGGCGAGGAGACCAGGGAAGGAAGCUAGUUGAAUGGAUUCAAACGCAGCCUUUCUUUAGGACCCUUAUCCUGCUGCUGCUUCUCCAUCACCUCCACACCUUCCUGCCGCCUCACAAAUCGGCCUGGGCCUGGGGUCCCCACACCCACCACAGUGUCAGCCCCCCACCCCCAUAUCCCUCUCCAUGGUCCUCACAAGCAUUCCAUGAGUUUGUUUAUUUGACUGUUCAGAUUGCUGAUUUGAUGUCAUGUUUUUAUGAACACCCCUGGAGACGUUCCAGUGCAAGUGCAGGUUAGGAUGCCCCAGUGCCUUCCAGUAAGCUGUCCUCACUCUGAGGGGGAGGUGAGUUCCUCCUCUGAUCGGAGAUGUUACUCCACAGUCAGGUGAGACUGUAAAAACUCUUGCCAGUUCGGAUGGGACUAUUCUUGUAAACUUCCCUUUUAAAACCAAGCACUGUCUGCCAUGCAAGCAUUUGCAUUAUAUUCCCACAACACCCUGCGGUUUCCUGGCUCCCUCCUCCUGUUAGUGCUGUAGCGAACUCGACCUGUCUGUGAGGCUAAAUACAGACAUGGCCCCAGGCUCACCACACCAUAGCACCACACGUUAGCUGGUGUUGAUUCUAUGACCUAAUUUGUCCAUUUUCAUCUGUUGCUUCUCCUUUAGGGAAACACACAGAAACACUGUAGUUAGUUACGAUGGCCCGACAGUGCGAUGCAUUCAUUCAUGCUAUUCAGAGUUGUUGUUUUUUUAUGUUUAAAAAAAACUUGUUUUAUUUAUCCCUUUUAUCCAGGCAUUUUGUUUGAAUGCUUUUUGGGGUGUACACUUUUUUUUUUAUAUUGUAGGCGCUAAAGUCUUAACUACUGUGGACUAAAUUCCUUUUUAAUAAACUUUUACAAAAAAACAUAAAA
Hypomesus transpacificus is the source of this 8789-nucleotide messenger RNA. It is a transcript of the gene fn1a, whose product is annotated as fibronectin 1a. The record is from RefSeq and is a predicted model, not a curated record. Lineage: Eukaryota; Metazoa; Chordata; Actinopteri; Osmeriformes; Osmeridae. Gene Ontology annotation, cellular component: extracellular region. Bases 188 to 7633 code for a protein of 2481 amino acids. Gene Ontology annotation, molecular function: proteoglycan binding; integrin binding. Gene Ontology annotation, biological process: heart development; cell-substrate junction assembly; nervous system development. The transcript has 46 exons.